This is a messenger RNA of Loxodonta africana (African savanna elephant), 1479 nucleotides long. RefSeq names its product aminoadipate-semialdehyde dehydrogenase-phosphopantetheinyl transferase (gene AASDHPPT). Gene Ontology annotation, molecular function: magnesium ion binding; holo-[acyl-carrier-protein] synthase activity. Lineage: Eukaryota; Metazoa; Chordata; Mammalia; Proboscidea; Elephantidae. Bases 56 to 985 code for a protein of 309 amino acids. The record is from RefSeq and is a predicted model, not a curated record. Gene Ontology annotation, cellular component: cytosol. The transcript is spliced from 6 exons.
GUUAGCGUCCGCGCCAUCUCAGCCCGGCAGUGGCGGCGAGGCCGGCUCUCGGUGUAUGGUUUGCCCUGCCAAGCGCUUCUGCUUGGUGCCAGCAAUGGAGGGCGUGCGCUGGGCCUUUUCCUGCGGCACUUGGCUGCCGAGCAGAGCCGAGUGGCUGCUGGCGGUGCGAUCGAUCCAGCCCGAGGAGAAGGAGCGCAUUGGCCAGUUCGUCUUUGCCCGGGAUGCUAAGGCAGCCAUGGCUGGUCGUCUGAUGAUAAGGAAAUUGGUUGCAGAGAAAUUGAACAUCCCUUGGAAUAAUAUUCGUUUGCAGAGAACUGCAAAAGGAAAACCAGUCCUUGCAAAGGACUCAUUGAAUCCUUAUCCCAAUUUCAACUUCAACAUCUCUCAUCAAGGGGACUAUGCAGUGCUUGCUUCUGAACCUGAGCUGCAAGUUGGAAUCGAUAUAAUGAAGACUAGCUUUCCAGGUCGCGGUUCAAUUUCAGAGUUCUUUCAUAUUAUGAAGAGAAAGUUUACCAACAAAGAGUGGGAAACAAUCAGAAGCUUUAAGGACGAAUGGAUUCAGCUGGAUAUGUUUUACAGGAAUUGGGCACUGAAAGAAAGCUUCAUAAAAGCCAUUGGUGUUGGAUUAGGAUUUGAAUUACAACGACUUGAAUUUGAUAUAUCACCAUUAAAUCUGGAUAUAGGUCAAGUUUAUAAAGAAACUCGUUUAUUCCUGGAUGGGGAGGAAGAAAAAGAAUGGAUAUUUGAGGAAAGCAAAAUAGAUGAACACCAUUUUGUUGCAGUAGCUCUUAGGAAACCCGAUGGAUCUAAACAUCAGGAUGUUCCAUUUCAAGAUGAUUCUAAACAUACCCAAAAGCAGUUUAAGAUUCUGACCUUUAAUGAUUUAAUAGCGUCUGCCGUUCCUAUGACACCUGAAGAUCCUUCAUUUUGGGACUGUUUUUGCUUCACAGAAGAAAUUCCAAUACGAAAUGGUACAAAGUCAUGAUACGAUUCCCUAAGUAACAAAGAAAAAUGAAAACUUUGUAAUUUUCUGUAUUCACUGAAAAAUAAAUACUUAAUAAUAUCAAAUGUUGUUUCACAAAACAAGUUAAAAUAAAACUUGUUCCUGGUAAAAAAAAGCUGACUUCCAGUUCAAGAUCGCUCACUAGAACACAUUUACCUCUUUUUUCUCCCUCAAAUCAGGUUAAAUUGACAGAAGAAGUAGAAAAAGAUGAAAGAGUCUUAAACACAUACUAUUGUAGAAAAUGCAAAUAUGCAAAGUGGAAGCAUUUGGAUCCUACCUUUCAGAGAUAACUACUCUUAGGACUUUGUGUAUCCUUUCAGACCUUUUUCUUGGCAAAUGAAUUCUCCCAAACAGUUGUUUUAAAAGAGAGCAUUCUUUGUUGUGUGUUUUUUUUGUUGUUUUUUUGUUUUAACUUAACUGUGCAUCUACUGUUCGUAAAUAUCAAUAAAUGUACUUCUCUGGCAUAACUUCUUUUA